Molecule: messenger RNA, 6055 nt
Organism: Cololabis saira (Pacific saury)
Lineage: Eukaryota; Metazoa; Chordata; Actinopteri; Beloniformes; Belonidae
Gene: sphk2
Product: sphingosine kinase 2
Exons: 8
Coding region: 1122-3803 (893 amino acids)
Biological process (GO): sphinganine-1-phosphate biosynthetic process; positive regulation of apoptotic process; sphingosine biosynthetic process
Cellular component (GO): cytoplasm; intracellular membrane-bounded organelle; membrane
Source: RefSeq, a predicted model, not a curated record
UCCUCUCCGCCGCUCACAUCUGCUGCGGCUCCGUCUGCAGACGCUUCCUGCAGCCACGCACUUUCCUCAGCCCGCACCGACACCGUCCUAAAGGGGAGUCAAGAUGAGGAACAGAGAUCUUUGGGCGGGAACGUGAGGCUUAACUCAAGGACAUUAAGAUGACAUAAACUGAGAACCCGCAUGAACUGUAUCUUUGUUUGUCUUUUGUUUUGUUCAUUGUUAUAAUUUUGUUACUCCUCUUGUGGAGGAGUAUUUUCUUGUAUGGAAGUUUAGUUUCUCACACUACUGUCGAGGAGAUGGACCUUGUCACUCCUCUUGUCUGCCUCCUAUAUAAUUGAGAUCUAAAAAAGCUUGGGGAAAGAAACUACACUUGUAUCUUUGUGGCAUUAAUUACACUUCAGGCUGAACUCACCAUGCAAUAUACUUUACAAAAAUCUUCAUUCAAUUGUUUUAGCCUACUUGAGCAAACAAAACGUGUCUGUCUAUGUCUUAUUCACACUUAAUCGAUCCUCAUUUAAAUGCAGGCGAGAAGUUCAGUUUCGUCCAUCUGUGUCAUUAUUUAAAAUUUAAUUGUUGACAUUAAGUAGCUGCUCUACUGCCUUGCAUUGCUAUCACAUAAGGCAGCUUUAAUUUGUAAUGUAAACUUAUUUUUAUACUUAUGCAAUUUUUGUUAAAUUGCUCUUUUUUUUUUUAAAUGACUGAUUUAAAUUUUUGAAGUUGUGUUGAACAGUUGCCUGUACACUUUUCAACUGGCUGAAAACUGUAUAAGCUGACAGCUCAUAGGAUCCGUCUGAAGGGAUAUUAAUUGUUUUAGCAUUUCCCAUUUUCACUGGAUUAUUCUGAGCAAAUAACUAUUUGAACUGGAAUAAGUUAUCAUUAUUAUUAUUUUUUUUACUUUUUGAAUGAAGAUCUAAUCAGAAAUGGAUGCAGAUGAAGAUACUUUUUUGUGGCAAUUUCUUUAAGAAGAAUUUUGAGUUGAUUUCAGGGAUAAAGUUCUCAGACUCUUGUAAAUCUUAAAGAUUGAUACCAGAAUCCACUCAUCAAUCUUAUAUCUGCAUAAAAUUCUACUGUUCAGCUUUUUUUUUCUCCACUUAAGACUUUUGUCCACUUAAACAUUGAGGAUGCGAUCCCCAGAACCGUGUUCACCUUCUCCAGCAGAAGCCCUACUUCAUGGCCAGUUUGCCAGCUGGGGAUCAGGCACCAACAGCAAUAAUAACAGCUGCCCCAACAGCCCUAGUCCAGGAGGGCGCACCCCUACUACAUCCCCAACUUCAUCUCCAGCAUCGAACUAUGCCUUGACCCUCACCCACACCCACAUACAUAUUCAGCGGCUGUCACAGCGGUCAGGAAAGGAGGCGCGUUUACUACUGCCCUUAUCGGAAUUGGUGGGGUGCAGCUGCCCUCGUUCUCCUGCACCUCCUCUGCUCGUGCUGUACUGGUACCCGCCAGGAAAACGACGGAAGGGGGUAUCAAGACGCCGGCAGGUGAGAGCCUAUCUGGCAGAAAGCAGGCCUGAAGCUGAAAGAUGGUCAGCCGCUAUCCAGUGUCUGCUCAGAGAUGUCAACGUCACUGCUUACACAGAAUUUUCAAGAAGUUUACUACCUCGUCCCCGGCGACUACUGUUAUUGGUUAAUCCGUUCAGUGGAAGGGGGCAAGCAAUGCAGUGGUGUCAGACCCACAUCCUGCCAAUGAUUAGAGAGGCCAACAUCAGCUACAACCUCAUACAGACAGAACGUCAGAACCAUGCAAGGGAGCUCAUCAGAGAGAUAUCGCUCCCAGAGUGGGAUGGUAUCAUCAUUGUUUCAGGAGAUGGCCUGUUGCAUGAGGUAAUUAAUGGGCUUAUGGAACGCCCAGACUGGGAACAAGCAAUAAAAACACCUGUUGGGAUUCUGCCCUGUGGCUCUGGAAAUGCACUGGCUGGCUCCAUCAACCACAAUGCAGGGUAUGACAUGUGCCUUCGAGAGCCCCUCCUAUUGAACUGCUGCUUUUUGCUCUGUAGAGGUGGUGUUCAACCCAUGGACCUGGUCUCUGUGACAACAAGCCCUGCUCCUUCCAAAAACAACCAUGCUGCAGGACCCAGAAGACUGUUUUCCUUCCUUUCUGUUGCCUGGGGCUUUGUGUCCGAUGUGGACAUUGAGAGUGAGAGAUAUCGUGGCCUAGGCUCCGCUCGCUUCACCCUGGGCACCUUGGUGCGCAUAGCUUCACUUCGAUCCUACAAGGGUCGUCUGUCGUUCCUACCCCCCCAUGCUGUCACUUCAGAUGGCGUACAACCUCCGCCACGGAGAGCUCUAUCCCGCAGUAUCACAGAAGGACUGGAAGGAUUCUGCCGAAUGCCUAUCCAUCGCACCGGUUCUGACAUGGGUAUCAGUGAGCAAAGGAGCCUGCGUAAGGGUGAAGGAGAGAGGGAACGGGAUGAGAGACAAAGAGAGCGGGAGAGGAGAAGGGAGAGAGCCAGGGGAGGAGGAUCCGGUGUGGUCAGGGCAAGCAGCCUGGCAGAAGACAGAGAGAGAGAGGGGCAGUUGGAGAUGGAAGCAGAAGAGGAGAAGUUAGCCACAUGUUCUGAGAGAUCUGGGACGAGUUCUGAAUCAAAUGAAAGGGAUGAAUGCAAUAUGGAAGGGGAAGAAAGGUUGGCAAGGAUCACAGAUGAAGGGAACGAGGAAGGCACAAUAGAGGAAGACUCUUGUGGCAUGGAAGAAAAGGAUGGGGAACGCCGGGGUGGUUCAAUAGAGGGGGAGGGAGUCUUGCAAGCUAGAGAGCUGGGAGAGAAUUAUGGAGUAGAUAUGGGCCGAGAGGCACACGAAGAGCCGGAGGAUUGCAACACUUACCAGGACUGUCUUCAAGAUGCCAGAAAAUUGGUGAGAAAAAAUUCAGCUCCUUCAAGUCAGAUAGCAGAUGCACUAUUCACCCAGCCCCUGAGUCAGGACGCUGACACGGAUUCUGGCACUUCAUAUGGGGUAGAGGACAUGGAUCUGAAUGGAACUUACUUCCAGAAAGAAUCUUACCCGGUGGAGGUUUCUCGUGAGCGGGCUCUCACCAUCUCCUCUCCAUUUCGUCAUUCUCCCUUCUCAUACAAGCAGAAGGCCUUGGACCAAAACCAAAAUGCCUCCCGUCCGAGGCCCCUCUCACUUCUCCAGCACUCCAACUCCAACUCUCUCCCCCCUAAACUCCCUUCCCUGUCCCUGUCUCCUACACCUCCCUCCUCCCCUUCUUGUGCCUCGCCACACUCAUCAUCCUACCUUGUCCCCCGUCCAAACACCCCUAAUUCCACUUCGCCCUCUCCUUCCUUCCGCACACCGUCCUCAUCUUUUAACUUUGACAUAAACGAACCAGCAAGACCAUUCAAGAACCGUCCAUUCAUCUCAUUGCCUUUUGAUCUACCAAGGGACGACUUGGUACCGCCUCUUGACCAACCCCUUCCCACUAGAGACUGGGUCACCAUUGAAGGGGACUUUGUGUUAGUCUUGGCCCUCUAUCAGACCCACCUUGGAGCCGACCUCCAUGCAGCUCCCCAGGCUAGAUUUGAUGAUGGCCUUAUUCACCUAACCUUUGUGCGGGCAGGGAUCUCCAGAGCCACCCUCCUCAGACUUUUCUUUGCCAUGGAAAGAGGAACCCACCACUCCGUCACCUCGCCAUAUGUGAGCCACGUUACCUGCAAGGCCUUUAGGCUACAGCCUCUGUCUACGAAAGGAACCCUCACUGUGGAUGGAGAACUUGUUCCAUAUGGGCCGCUCCAAGCACAGGUUCAUCCUUCCAUGGCUCGCCUCAUUGUUGGAGAUUCUGGAGUGAAGAUUACUAGAUUUUGAUCAGGGACUGGUUGAGUUGAUUGACAUAUCAGCAAUCUACUGAAUUCUUUUAUCUUCAUUUCCAUUUGUACUAAGGGUGUAUCUGAGACAUUUAAAUUAGCCUGGAUUGGAGGAAUUGCUUUUGUAGGGAUUAAUGAAAGGGAUAACCUACCGAGCCACGCAUCUUUGAGGAGUGACUGCAGGGAUUAACAGUGAAUUUGAAAAUGGAUGGAAAAUGCGCUUCAUUGCACAGAUGUUGGAUCACGCUGAGCGUACACUGAGAAGCAUGAAAACUGCACAGCCUUGGAUAAUAAGAGGGACGAACAUGUGAAUGUUUUAGGUGGGGGCAGUUGUGCAGAUAGUGCAUGUGAUGGAUGUAUACAUAGUAGUAUGCAUGCAGAAAAGCACUACCUGAUCUUUUUUUUUUUUGCCUUACAUUGAAACAAUGAUACGUGUAUAAGAAAGUUGUUCUUAAACAUGGGAACCUAAAAGAAGACACAGAUAAAGAGAUCCAUUUAGCACAGCUGAUAUGGAAAUUGCCCUUAUCUUAAGUUUCACCACCAAUUUACAAAUAUUUAAGAACCUUGGUCCCUCAAAAGAAUGCCUUAUCUGCUAUUACAGUACAUCUCAAUCUUUAUCUGUUCCCUCUUAUGUACGGAACAUAAACUUUAUUGAUCUCUGUCCUCCUUUGAGAUUACAUAUGCAACAUAAAAGCAAAGCUGUUCUUUGAUAUUUAGAAAUAUUCACAAACCCAACUUUCAACUGCUGUCUGAGUAUGCUACUAAACCACUGUUUAACUGGAGACAAAAUGUGGCUAUGGUGGAAAAUAAAUAGGUGUAGAGCAGCAAGAACACAUUUUUUAGGAUCAAUACACUUAUGAGAAAUAUUGAAACACUGAAGUUUAACCAUUGCUGACAUAUUUGCAUUCCACCUGUUUUGUUGAACAUGUGGAUGCACGCUGCUGCUGUCAGUGAUGUAGUGUUCGCAACAUAUCAAACAUAAAAACAUCUAAACAAAGCAAGAAUAUUUGUGCUUUUUGCCAGUUGGUGAAGAUAAAAAAAAAGAAAAAAUCAAACUCACAGCCUGAGCCCAAGUUUGGCCAAAAUAUCCCACUAUCUUUGAGCUAUGUUUGAAACUGUGAUUGGAGGAUAGGAAGUAGUGCAUUUAUUUUGCACAGAAACUUCAGUUGAAGCAGUCCGGUGAAUCAAAACACUAUAAUGCAAAGUAACAUUUAGAUACUAACUACACAGUAAUAGAGACAAAUGUUUUAGAGUGGAUUCACUACAGUAGUUGCCUAGUCCAGAAAUUAAAUGAAUUGUAUUGCUUUCUUUACCUAAAGUGAAUUGAAUAUCACAGUGUAAGGAGUGUUUACAAAAACAAUUUGAAGCAGGAAUGGAGACAACACUAAAAUAAAUAACUGCUGUACUAUCAGAUCAAAUGUUUGCUUUUUGAAAUGAACAAAUUGGAUAAAAAUAAACUCCACUUUGAGAAAUUAGUUGGCUACAAAGCCAUUCUGCUGAAUUGACAGAUUGGCUUUUAAAAUGAAAACAUUAAGAAUUAUCGUUCUUCCAAACUGUAGUUAUUGUAAGCACCAGAUUUUGGAGCAUUGUCUAUAAAAGAUUUAUUUUUAUUGUAAAACCUGCUGACAUACACCUCUGGGCGAAGAAUAAAUCAUUAGCAUGUGCAAUACAAAUUUUGUGCCAGCCACUUGGGUCGUCAUCUGCAUACUGUAUGUCUUUGUAAUGCCUAUACGAAUCAAUGCCUGUACAUUCUGGCUGAUGGUCAUGGACUGUUUAAGCAUCACUGCAAGAAAAUUGAGUAAAACCUUAUGCUUACCAAGAUGCUUCUUUUCUUGUGCUUUUGCCUUUUUCCCCUUUUGAGAAAACAAUUCAGCUAGUCCAUAAUUACACUGUGCUUGCACAACUACAGAAUGUGAGUACAACUUUGUGCAUCUAGGCUUGUUAUAUAACCAAAUAGGAUCAUUUAUAUUCACUUUGAAUGAAAAAAAAUGCCAAAAUACUUACUCUUGAUGUUGAGCCUAGUUAUGAGAGUUUAUUUUCACAGAGCAGUUGUUGUCUUUGACCAUAGCCAAGUGUAAUAGACCAAUUUGAUGCGACAGCCUCAGGGUAGGACUCCUGAGCAGAUAAUACCAUAAAGGUGUCUGUAUCGGACUGCCUGUAGUAAAAUUGUAAUUAUUACUAAAUCAGUGAAAAUAUAUACAUAUACAAUGUGCAGUUAAUAGUGGUUUCAAAUAAAUAUAACAUACGUUUGGA